UGCCGUAACCGCCACCCACACUUCUCUCUUGACAAAUUCAUCCAUCUUCCUCAGUUUCGCCGGUAACUGUACUUCGAUUCCUACAAAAGAACCCCUUGUUUCGUUUCGUAAUUCUUAUGUUUUUUAGUUCCUCCUAAUUUUAGGAUUAUGCUUCUAGGGUUUUCGUUUAAUUAGUCAGCGGUUAGGUUUUCAAAUUGAAGGAUAUGCAGGAGGAUCUUAAGGUGUGUCGGUUUGAAACAGAGCUGAGUGAUUUAACCGAUACGGUGUUCAACUGUGUCGUACCGUAUAUACACGACUGCCAUGACCGGAGCUCGGUCUCCUUGGUUUGCCGUAAAUGGUGCGAGCUUGAUGGUGUCACACGGAAGCAUGUGACGGUUGCUGUGUGUUACUCCACGAAGCCGGUUCGUCUCUGUGAACGGUUUCCUCUUCUUGAAUCGCUAACUGUAAAGGGAAAGCCACGUGCCGCCAUGUUCGAUCUGAUUCCUGAGGAUUGGGGUGGUUACGUUACGCCAUGGGUUCGUGAAAUCGUGAGUUCCUUGAAGUGCUUAAAAGCGAUCCAUUUCCGGCGUAUGAUAGUUCGUGAUUCGGAUAUUGACCUGUUGACCCGAACUCGUGGUCAAGAACUUAGGGUUCUGAAGCUUGAUUUGUGUUCUGGGUUUUCGACAGAUGGGCUAUUGCAAAUUGGUAAGUUGUGUAAUAACUUGAAAACUCUCUAUUUACAAGAGAGUUUGAUUGUUGAGAAAGAUGGGGAAUGGUUACAUGAAUUAGCUUUGCAUAACAAAGCUAUGGAGUCCUUGAACUUUUACAUGACAGAUCUUGUUAAAUUUGACCUUAAAGAUCUCGAACUUAUUGCAAAAAACUGCAGUGGAUCUUUAGUGUCUGUGAAGAUCAGCGAAUGUGAUGUUACGGACCUUGUUGAUUUUUUUAGGUAUGCAGUGAAGCUAGAAGAAUUUGGUGGUGGUGCAUUCAGCGAUCAUUUGGAGAAAUAUGCUGGUUUGAAAUUUCCUCCUAUCUUGAGGUCUAUGGCAUUGAAUUACAUGAGUGAACUUGAACUUCCUGUUGUGCUCCCUUUUGCUUCUCAGAUAACGAAACUGGAUCUUCUUUACGCACUAUUUGAUACAGAUGCCCACUGUUUCUUGUUUCAAAGGUGUCCCAAUUUGGAAGUUCUUGAUGCAAGGGAUGUGAUUGGAGAUAGAGGAUUGCAAGUUCUUGGUCAGUUUUGCAAGAAACUGUGCAGGAUUAAGAUUGAAAGGGGCGAUGAUGAAGAGGGAUUAGUUUCUCAAAGAGGGUUGAUUGAUCUGGCACAAGGAUGCCUCGAAUUGGAAUGUUUACAUGUAAAUCUCACAGAUAUCACAAAUGAAGCCUUGGAAUGUGUAGGAACCCACUUGAAAAAACUGUAUGACUUUCGUAUGAUUUUACUCGAUAAAGAAGAAAGAAUUACAGAAUUACCAUUAGAUAACGGGGUUCAGGCUUUGCUCUGCGGGUGUAGCAGGUUGGAAAGGUUAGGCAUCUAUCUUCGGCCUGGUGGAUUGACGGAUGUUGGUUUGGGUUAUGUUGGAAAAUAUGCUCAAAAUGUGAGAUAUAUGCUUCUUGGUUUUACUGGGGAUUCUGAUGCAGGACUUGUGGAGUUAUCAAAAGGGUGUCCAAAUUUGCAGAAGUUGGAAAUGAGAGGGUGUGGUUUCAGUGAACAAGCACUUACCGCCUUUGUGCUGAAUGUAGCUUCUUUGAGGUAUUUGUGGAUUCAGGGGUAUCACGCAACUGAAAGUUAUGGUGGAUUACAGGGAAUGGCUCGCCCGUUUUGGAAUAUGGAGUUAAUUAGUUCCGAUAGAUAUGUUGAUGUGCAACAACAACCCCCUUCAUUGCUUGCAUAUUACUCGCUUGCUGGACAACGAACGGAUUUCCCAGAGAGUGUUCUUCCUCUACACCCACACCCUCCUUUGGAUCUUCACUAACCAGGUGACUGAUGAUGAUAGAGUGCUUAAGAGAAAGAUGUCUUGGCUGCUGCUGAUGCUGGUGCAACAUAAUUGAUUUGAUGAUGAUGAGAGGUGGGCUGUUUGUAUUUUAGGAAUUCGGAAAACCCAUAUGAUUGAUUACACGAUGACUCAAAUCGAACACCAACAAUGUUGGAAUUGUUGGAUGAGAAGCUUCUAUUUGUAAAGAAUCCAUCGGCAUGAUGAAUGUUCUCCUCUUAAACUUGAACAUCAUAUUCAUUUCAUUGUGAUUUGUAUGAUUAAAAAUAAAGAUAUAGAAUGCUGUUGGUACAGGAAA
Cynara cardunculus var. scolymus (artichoke) is the source of this 2268-nucleotide messenger RNA. RefSeq names its product coronatine-insensitive protein 1-like. Gene Ontology annotation, biological process: SCF-dependent proteasomal ubiquitin-dependent protein catabolic process. The transcript is spliced from 2 exons. Bases 204 to 1952 code for a protein of 582 amino acids. The record is from RefSeq and is a predicted model, not a curated record. Lineage: Eukaryota; Viridiplantae; Streptophyta; Magnoliopsida; Asterales; Asteraceae. Gene Ontology annotation, cellular component: SCF ubiquitin ligase complex.